Messenger RNA from Cryptomeria japonica (Japanese cedar), 1323 nucleotides. RefSeq names its product protein RADIALIS-like 4. The transcript has 3 exons. NCBI's taxonomy places the organism in Eukaryota, Viridiplantae, Streptophyta, Pinopsida, Cupressales, Cupressaceae. The record is from RefSeq and is a predicted model, not a curated record. Bases 558 to 809 code for a protein of 83 amino acids. Gene Ontology annotation, molecular function: DNA-binding transcription factor activity.
AUUACAGGCCUCACACCAAGCAAACUAAACAUGGAUUAUUUUAGAGAUUUAAAACUAUUUGAAACCGUUUAUAAGCUACUAUAUCCAUAACCAAAAUAUUGAAUGAUUGUCAUAGGCAAUUAUUAUCAUUAUGUAUUUCUCAGUAAUUUUGUUUGAUAAAGGGAAAUCCUGUUCAUGGAUUCUGCUGGAUAACUAGUCUUAUUCAUCUUCUGGCUUCCAUGGAAUUAUUAUUCUGUCCUGUACUCUAUUAGGAUUCCAACAAGUGGCCGAUUCUAACACAACCUAGCCUUCACUCUAUUUAUAGGGCACUCUAGAUAGCUCUUCUGUAUCCAAUAAGCACCAAAGCUUCAACUUCUGUUUUUGAAGCAAUCCAGCCGAGUUUUUUCAUAGUUUGUGCUUAAUUUUAUUGUCUGUCAAGCCAUUUGAAGCAGUUGGGUGUCCUUUAUUAAUCUACUUUCAUAGCCUCGAAGGUUCUGAAUCUUGAGAACAUCCUUAACUGCAGUUUUUCUGAAGAAUUUCAACCCACAUCUUUUCUUUCAGAGCUUGAGUUCGGCACUAUGGCCAGUCAUCCAAGUUCUUCAUCUGGGGGAAACUCUUCAUCAGCGUGGACAUCCAAGCAAAAUAAAUUGUUUGAGAAGGCCAUAGCCAUCUAUGACAAAGACACUGCUGACCGUUGGCAAAAGGUGGCUGCAAUGGUUGAUGGGAAAUCAUCAGAGGAAGUCAAAAGGCAUUAUGAGAUUCUGUUAGAUGACUUGAAUGGGAUUGAAUCCGGCAGAGUGCCUUCCCCCAAGUACAAACCAACUGGUUGAUUUUUCUGGUAAUUAUGGAAACCAGGCAAUAUAUGGUAUUAAGCUAUAAUGGAGCUCCUGGAUUAAAACUUACCUAUUAUUAUUACUCCUACUAAUAUCUACAAGGAGAUAGCAGAAGACAACUAAGACGAAGUUCAGAAGCAUGGUAAAUGAAAAUGACUGGGCACCUGUGGAUACUUUGCAUGAUUAUUAAUAUAAUAAUAUAGAAAUACCUGUAAUAGUCAUAAAGACAUAAUUGAAAGAAGGAAGCCUCAAGUUAUAUAAGCAUUUGGGUGCUCUCUCUUCGUUUCAAUAUCUGUAAAAAAUCAUAUACUACUCUACAACCUUUAUCAUUCAGAAUGGACAAGUUCUGUGUACAUGGAUGUGAAGGUGGUGAUAUAUGAGAGCAAGUAUUUAUAGACAAAUAGUCAAAUAAAUAUUUUUAUUAUAGAAGUGGUUUUGAUGAUUGGAUUUCCUGUCCGUACAUACAUUUUUAAUGUAAAAGGUCGAUAUAUUACUUUUGAAAGGACCAAUG